Molecule: messenger RNA, 4535 nt
Organism: Larimichthys crocea (large yellow croaker)
Lineage: Eukaryota; Metazoa; Chordata; Actinopteri; Sciaenidae
Gene: thrap3b
Product: thyroid hormone receptor associated protein 3b
Exons: 12
Coding region: 429-3146 (905 amino acids)
Biological process (GO): mRNA processing; positive regulation of transcription by RNA polymerase II
Cellular component (GO): exon-exon junction complex; mediator complex
Molecular function (GO): transcription coregulator activity; DNA binding; mRNA binding
Source: RefSeq, a predicted model, not a curated record
UUUGAACCCCCUCCUCCGGGCUUCUACACGUCAUCACACAAAGUCUCGCGGGAUUUUAGCGUAGCAGUCGACUGUAAUAGUGAGCUAAUAGUUUCGGUCGUCGUUAGCUCUCGUUAAAGCUCGAUGCAUGCAGCACAGUUGACGGAUACAUAGAGCACUAGAUGUAAUGAGGGGUGAGACAGCAGUGUGACCGCCCGGCCUGGCCUCCUGUAAGGCUGAGUGUGCUCGUCACUGUUCGGAACUGUGCUGCCGCUAACUAGCUCGGUUGCUAACAUCCGUUAACCGUGUGUGUACAGUAGAAGCAGGAAGCAGACAGCAGCUGGCCUCACAGGCUGUCCGUGUCUGCGGAGAGUUCACACACACACUGAGCCCCAACGCUCGGAGGAAAGGAAAAGGAAAAGAAUAUUUGUACUGGCCUAAGUGCAAAGAUGUCAAAGGCUCCAGAUUCUCCAGCUCGGUCCCGCUCCAGAUCAAGGUCCAGAUCCAGAUCUUACUCAAGAUCUCACUCGAGAAGCCGAUCCCGAUCCAGAUCCAGAAAACGUCGCUACAGUUCUAGAUCUCGUUCCCGUUCUCACUCUCCGUCCUACAGAAACUAUCCUACCAGGGACUACCAGAACAACAGAGGUGGGUUCAGAGGCUACAACCGAGGCUACCGGAGACCCUACCACUACCGUGGCAGAAACCGAGGCUAUUACCAACGUGGUCAUUACCAGAACAGGGGAGGAGGUGGUGGCUACGGGUAUAAGGCGAAUUGGCAGGGAGGUGGUGGAGGCUGGCAUGAUCGCCACCAUGACCAGGACCACCACUCACACAGUCCCAGGAGGGGGCGCUCACGCUCUCGCACACCCAGGAAGCGCUCAGGCAGCCGGAGCCGCUCCCGCUAUUCUGACCGCUCGUCUUCGGGGAGAUCUCGACGCUCCAGGCGUUCCAGCUACUCCUCGCGGUCCCGGUCUUCAUCACCGCGUCAUCGCAGCAGCAAGGGCAAGCCUGGCUCCAAGGAGGCUAAAGACAAGCUAGCAGAAAGUCAAGCAGAGAAAUCCGGUCAGGCAGCAGAUGGAAGUGCCAUCGAGAAGGCAUCUGGAGGUAAAUGGAUCGACUAUGACGCCAGUCCUAAACGAACCAGCCCAGACACCAAGAAUGAAGAUGCUCCCACUGGUUUAGAUGGCAAAGGACCCGGGAGCACUGGUCCUCUGUGGAAAACCAUCGGCAGCGCGUCCCCUCCAGCCAAGAGCCCCACAAAGUCGGGACAGACGGCCUCCUUCAGCGGAUUUGGGUUCUUCUCAAAGGAAGAUGUCAAAGCUGGAGAUAAGACUAUGAUCUCUGCUGCCUUCAAAAAGUUCCUGGCUGAGAAUAAAAACAAAAAGCAAGCGGCUGAGAAGGAGAAUGGUCGUGAUAAGGAGCAAAGUACCACUGACAGAGAAACAGAGAAAGGAAGCAAGUCUGGAGACCUUUUCAACAUCUCGUCCACUUUCAGCGACUCCAAGGAAGACAAGACCCUGCCUUUCUUUGACGCUGGAGAAGAGGAGUUCCUCAAAUCUCAUGGGCUGAAAGAGAGGGACAUUGAGGAGGAUGGUGAGGUUAAAACCACCCUUACAGCUCGGGACAUUUUCGGAAAGUGGGGGGACGAGCCAAGCUAUUCAACGUCCUACCCAUCCCUUAAAGAGAAAAGCCGGAGAGAUGCUGAAGAGGCAGAACCCAUAGAUCACAUGGAGGAGGAGUUGUACCGAAGCCGCAAGCACAGCUCCAAGAAAGAGGAGAAGUCCAAGAAGAAGGAGAAGAAAGAAAAGGAGAAGUCCAGAAGGAGUCCGUCCCCACCCGCCACUUCCAGAGAGAAGGAGCGGCCGCUGUUCCCCGGAGCUUUCCCUCCUCGUGAAGACUCGCCUGUACGGCACAUGUCUGCAUCGAGGGAGGACUUUGAACUCAAAAUGGGAUCUCUAGAUGAAAUGCCCAGCUCUUCCCUGUCUAAAGAUCGCCUCCUGCCCAGAGAUCUGCUCAAUCCCACGAAAAAAGAUCCAGAGUUUCGUUCCAUUUUCCAGCACAUUCAAUCAGCACAGCUCCGCCGUAGUCCCUCUGAGCUAUUUGCUCAGCACAUAGUCUCAAUCGUGCACUACAUCAAAGCGCAACACUUCCAAUCCUCAGACAUGACUUUAAGUGAGCGGUUUGCCAUGUACCAAAGAAAAGCUGCAGAGGUAGAAAUGAUGAAGCCAAGGAAGAGCCCAGAAAUCCACAGGAGAAUCGAUGUUUCCCCCAGUGCCUUUAAGAGGCACUCUCACCUGUUUGAGGAUAUGGAGGAGACGAGCUACAAGGAUCCGAGUCAAAAGUUCAAAGGCGACGUGAUGGACCUUCGCCUGGAUAUUGAAAGGCGUAAGAGGUUUGCUGGCAAGGAACGAGACUACAAGCGUGAGGGCGGCAGGAGCCCAGGAGGCUCCCGAGGGCCGAGCAGAGAGAGGUCCUCCGAGAAAUCUGGGAAACACCACAAGAAAUCCAAGAAGGGUAAAAAGAAGCGGGAUCGCUCUCCAUCCUCCUCCUCCUCUUCAUCCUCUCCAUCCCCUUAUCCUCCACCUUACAGAGGGAAAGAGUACAUGGGGGAGGGGAUGGAGCACUCAGAGGAGGGCUACAGUCACUCUCGUUAUCCUCCACGGGACUACAGUGGGCCCGCAGACAGAGGCCCUCGAGAUUAUGAGGGCCACAACCCAGAGAGAGGCCGAGGCCGUGGAUUUUUCCCCAGAGUGAGAGGGAGAGGCUGGAACAGGGGAAAUUAUCCAGGCAACAACAGCAAUGGAAACCCUGCCAAUAUGAAUCCUCCAGUGCGCCCUCCAGAGGAGGAGUGGGACCCUGAAUACACUCCUAAAAGCAGGAAAUAUUACCUGGACGGUCAACAUACUCAACAUGAUUUUCUGCCCAAGUUAAAAAAGCAUGAUGAUCGUGAUGGAGAGAAAACCUGGGUGGACAACCGUGGAAGAGGCCGGGGCUCCUUCCCGACUCGGGGACGGGGGCGCUUCGUCUACCGAAAGGGAGGCAGCAGCCCAAAGUGGACCCAUGACAUGUUCCAGGGGGGCGAAGAGGGGGAGCUUGGAGAUGACAGCAUGGAAGUUGAGCGUAAAGAAACCAAGAAUGCUGGAGACGCCUCCACCCCGAAGCAGUAGACCACUGACUUCAUCAUGUCCAUGUUCAUGAGCAUCUCUGUGUCAGAACUGUUACUGUGAUGAUAAAGGGGUUUCUCUUUGUUUCCCCCUCCACGUCAUCCCAUCAUUUAAAGGUUAAAAUGUGUUAGUGAAGUUAAAGUUAAGAAAGAACUGACAUGAACGCAGCACUGUUCCUUUUCUAUGUGAGGUUUCAGCUUCAGUGGUUUUUAUGUAACGGUGAGUUUUGUUCUUCAGUUGGUCAACUUGUAUCUUUUUAAGGGAGAAUUACUGAGGCAGCAACAUGAUCCUGAAGCAGAGGAGGAAAUAAGAGAUGCGCCUGUGCCUUAGACAGUAAUAACACAGUGAUGUGUUUAAAAGUGCAGCCCCCGCUAUGAGUCAGUCAGUGCAGGAAGGCAUUAGAUGAUGUCUAUGUCAUUAUUCAUGUGUUUCUGUUGGUUUUAGGGGCUGUAAUAAUAAAUCUUUGAUGUUACUGCAUGAAAUAUUUGAUCCAUACCUCGCUCCACGGGACCAAUCAGUAGUGGGCUCAGGGCUACUCAUCGUCAUGUCACCACACAUGAAAGUUACUAUCUGUGGAAUCCCUGAAUGAUUGCUGUUUGUCACUUAUAUUAUCCAAGUUUUUUUCAUAUAGUGCCACUUCACCUAUACUUCUCAUUAGGAAGUGAUGACAUUUUUAUGUGUGCUACAGUGUAUUCAAAUUGGUUGUAGGUGUUUUCGGUUAAAAACAAUGUGAAUUGUAAAGAAUUGACACCAGAAUCUUGAUUUGCCAUCAGCACAUCGUCCCUCAUAUCAGUUUAGGUAAGUGGCUACCUUUGUUAGAUUUUUAAUUCAAAUAAGUGUAUAGAAUUCUAAGACAUAAAUUAUUAUUUUAACAUCUGAGGAAGUCGAGGUUUAAAGUGAAUGUCUCUUUUUUUUUUUUUAAAUGGACGCAGCAGAGAAGACGUGCAGGUUCAUCCUGAAGCCAAACCCCGAAACAUGUCUGAAGAUGAAGGUGUACAUUUGUUAGGAGUUGACACAAACUAGCAGAACUAGUUUAGUGAAUGUCACUGUGCUGCUUCGUCCCACUUUGACUGUACAUACUGCAUGUACUAAACACACCUGUCCUUUCUUUAGUUUCAUCUGAAGCUCAAACUUUUUUACUCUCCUCAGAGCUUUGAUGUACUGUUUGAUUUUCAAUAGAUUGUUCUUUGAUUCAGGGCAGUUCUCUGAGUGUGUGUGUUUUUUGUUGUUGUUGUUGUUUUUGUUUGUUUGUUUUUCAACAGAUAAACAGACUAUAGAAAUGUUAGACAACUCACUGUGUUGAAUGGUUUGUGGUUUCCUUCAUUGUUUGGGGUCUCACAUGUCCUGCAGUAAAAAUCUGAAUAGCUUCAAAAUCAAACAAUUCUUUUUUUU